This is a messenger RNA of Paramecium octaurelia, 1227 nucleotides long. NCBI's taxonomy places the organism in Eukaryota, Ciliophora, Oligohymenophorea, Peniculida, Parameciidae. The record is from the annotation of a GenBank genome assembly.
AUGUUUUUUAUUAUUUCUACUUUUCUCUUAACUUUUGGAAGAGAAUCUCCUGAUCCUAAUGAUGCAUUUCUUAAUUAAUCAAUAGCAGUAAUGUUAGGAGGAUAAUAAAAACACUACUAUGAUAACAAUGUUGUUGUCCAUUCUUCAACUACAAAUCAAAAAAAUCAUUAUUCUUCAAUCUCGCCUGAUUACUUUGAUGAUGAUGAAACUACAGAUUUUGUGGAAUAGCUAUAGCCUUACGAUUAUAAUUAAGAGAUUAACUUUAAUGAUUUAAGGGUCUCUAGGAUACACUCAAAUGUAAAUAAAAUGGAAAUGAUUCCCUUAAUAAUUCCUGAUGGAAAUAUGAGUGAUUAUGCAGUGAAAAAAUACUUAGGCGAUGGUACCUUUGCAUUUGUGUAAAGUGGUAUAAGAUUAUCAGAUGGUUUGCGUGUUGUUUUGAAAUAAAUAAAAUCAAAAUACCUCUGGUGGGCAAGAAUGGAAGCUUAAAUUAUAGAUAUAUUGAAUGAAGAAAAGAAAGCAUCAAUUGUAAAAUUAGUGGAUAUGUACAUGAACAAUACAAGUCCUGUUUUAGUAUUUUAGGAAUUAGAGGACAGCAAGACUCUUGAUUAUAGGAUCUAUUCAUUUUAUCAUGAUUUAAUUUUAGAGGAGAUAAAAAAGUUUUAUUUCUAGUUAUUUCAGGGUCUCAGCAUUACUCAUUCAAAAGGAAUAAUGCACUUAGACAUAAAACCUUAAAAUAUUAUAGUUUCAAAUGAUGAGAUACAAAUAAUUGAUUGGGGAGUGAGUGACUUUUAUUAUCCAUUGAAAGAAUACAGGACAAGAGUAGGAACUCGUCAUUACAGGGCUCCAGAACAAUUGGUCCAUUAUAAGCAUUAUGAUUACGCAGUUGAUGUAUGGGCUUUAGGAUCGAUCCUGGCAUCUACUAUAUUUAAAAAGUACCCUUUUUACAAAGGAAGAAAUAAUGAUGAUUAAUUAUUAUAAGUAGUCAAGGUUUUGGGUUCAAAGGAUUUAUUUUUGUAUUGUGAGAAGUAUGACAUUAAAUUAACUGAGAAAUUAAAAAGAACAUUGGAGGGAUAUGAAAGGUAGCCUUUGGAGAACUUCAUUGAUGAGGAGAACAGAGAACUAGCAAGUCCAGCAGUAAUUGAUUUAUUGAAUAAGAUAUUUGUUUAUGAUCACAGGGUUAGGAUAACGGCUGAAGAGGUUUUGUAACAUGAAUUUUUCAAAGAAUGA